AGAACUGCAAGACAACAAAUUGUUGUACCAUACCAGUAAUGGAGACUGAUGGAAAUUGCAAACAACUGAUCGGAAAGAUGGGAAGAGCUCAUAUUCACCUCCCUUUAUCUGCAUGCACUACCCUCUCAUGGAAAAGAAUGUUUAUGUUUUGCCUAAAGGAGAGGAAUCACCGGGCAGACCCUGAGGGACUGUUUACCAAACUGGAGCGGAUUGGAAAGGGGUCUUUUGGUGAAGUCUUCAAAGGAAUUGAUAACCGAACACAGCAAGUAGUUGCAAUCAAAAUCAUUGACCUUGAAGAAGCUGAAGAUGAAAUUGAAGAUAUCCAGCAGGAAAUAACUGUCUUAAGUCAAUGCGACAGUCCAUAUGUAACAAAAUAUUUUGGAUCAUAUUUAAAGGGGACGAAGUUAUGGAUCAUCAUGGAAUAUUUGGGAGGUGGUUCAGCCUUGGAUUUGCUCCAAGCUGGGCCCUUCGAUGAAUUCCAAAUUGCAACCAUGCUGAAGGAAAUCCUCAAAGGCUUAGAUUACCUGCACUCCGAGAAAAAGAUACACAGGGACAUUAAAGCUGCCAACGUCUUAUUAUCGGAGCAAGGUGACGUGAAGUUGGCAGAUUUUGGUGUGGCUGGUCAGCUGACUGACACGCAGAUUAAACGAGACACUUUUGUCGGUACUCCUUUCUGGAUGGCACCAGAGGUCAUUCAACAAUCUGCUUAUGACUCCAAGGCAGACAUCUGGUCAUUGGGAAUCACAGCCAUUGAACUGGCCAAGGGUGAGCCACCCAACUCAGACAUGCAUCCAAUGAGGGUCCUGUUUCUUAUACCCAAAAACAACCCGCCAACUCUCAGUGGAGAGUUCAGCAAGUCCUUUAAGGAAUUUGUAGACGCCUGUUUGAAUAAGGACCCUUCCUUUCGUCCAACAGCCAAGGAGCUGCUCAAACAUAAGUUCAUCAUUAAAAACUGCAAGAAGACCUCAUAUUUAACAGAAUUAAUUGACGGGUACAAGAGGUGGAAAGCAGAAGAACACAGUGAUGAUGACUCCAGUUCAGACGAGUCAGAUUCUGGAAGCAAUGACAAGGACAACAAAAAUGCCAAACCUAUCGAGUGGUCCUUCACCACAGUCCGAAAGAAACCGGAUCCAAAGAAACUGCAGAAUGGAACAGACCAAGAUGUCAAGACGUUAUCAGCAUGUUUAUCAACUGUGAUUGCUCCUCUCUUUGCUGAGCUUAAGGAACAGGAAAGAGGCAAUGCAGAGAAGACUGGAGCAAUAAGUGAACUUGAGAAAAGCAUUAACAUGGUGGAAGCAAGCUGCCCAGGCAUCACAGAGAAGAUGAUAAAGAAGUUAAUAGACAGGUUUCAAAGGUUUUCAGCGACUGAUGCAUCCUAAAGACAUCACCCACCAAUUUGGAUUCUUUUAUCAGACUGAACUGUCCAAACCGAGCUCCGAAUGACACCCCCAGAAAUGGAACAGGGGUGUCUUCUCGCCUCCUUGCACCUUUGUUCUCUCUCAAAACCUUCUGAACUCUUCGGAAUUUUAAACAACGAGCUUUGUCAAAAAAAAAGCACCUGGUGAAGAAAAAGGAAGAAACUCCCAAUUGACUUCAGGAAAGCCUGAAAUAAUUGAUUUUUUUUUAAACAGAGAGGUUCUUCAUCCUGGUUGAUUAUUUAAGUAGAAAUGUCAAACCCUAGCACUGACUUAAGUGCCAUUCUUGAUGGUGAUGUGUGUUUAGGAAAUUGUAAAGCAUUGAUUUUACAUUAAUACCCCACAAAAUCCAACUGUGAUUAGUCGUAAUGCAGCUAGGUGCCUUUCAGAAAUGAGGGAUUUUAUUGUAGAUUGGAGAAAGGUGCCCAUUAAUUCGAAGAGCGGGUAGAGAUAUUUGCUUUCUCCUCUUCUCCCAAAAUGUCUUGUUUCUCUUCAUGUCGGUCCAAUGGGAAAGUACAAAUCAUGCAAAAGAGGUAUAAUGAUUAAGAUUCCCCACUCUGUCACCUUGCCUCAUGGCAAGACCAGCUUUGUGCGAUUUGAGUGUCUACUCCUAAUCCCAUCAUCUUGACUACGGGUAAAAUCAGUGGUUAUCUUAAGCCAAGGAUAUCCAUUCCUGAAAAUAUGGCAAGAGUUAAGCAACUCACUGAAUCAGAUUAAUAUUUUCUGAAUAUCUACGUGGUCCUAUUUGAUUUGGGAUGCACCACUCACUGCUGUUUCUUUGUUGCAGAUAAAUCCCGCUAAUACUAUUUAUAGAUUAAUAGGAAUUCAGAUAGGUACAUUCCCCAGCUGUCCUGAAGGUUCCAAAUGAAUCAGCCUACAUGGUCCUUAAAGACAACAGCUGGAGUUUCCUGAGUUUUGGAAUGUGUUCCCAACAUAUUGACCCAUUAUGCUGACUGCUCUUUAUAACAUCUUAUAGUUCAUUACUUGGUAUUAGUUCACAUAUCCUGUUGAAGACUAAAGUAAAUCUUUAAUAGGAAUGGAGCAUUGCUGCAAAAUAAAAAGACAUUGUCAGAGCUUUCUUUUUUUGUCUUGUACUUGUCAGGACAGACGCAAGAAUCCCAAAUUUCAAAGGGAAGAACAAUUUAGACAGUAUGGGUAAAGGAUGCUAAUUGGUUGGGAAGUUGAUUCUGAUUGGCAUUAAUGGAGAAUGUACUGUAGAGUUAUUGCAGUCCCUCCUCCCACAUCCCCUUCACCCUUUCCCUCCUGCCUUUCUCUCCUCCUUUCCCACGCCCUCCCUUCACUUCUCCUUCUCCCUGCUUUUCUCCCCAUCCCCCCUCCCUCCCCUCCGCCCUCCAUCUUUCCUUCCUCACUUCCUCCAAUUCUCCUCCCCCUCCUCCUCUCCCCUCCACCCAUUUUACCCUUCCUCCUCCUGGCCUCACGAUGCCUUUAAUUCGAAAAGUGCACAAAUACUAUUGUUGCAAAGGGCAGGUCCUCGCAAAGGAAUAUAUCUGCCUUCUAUUAAGCGUAAGUGCCGUACAUUGCAAAUCUGGCUGAUGAUCUUAAAUUGCUUGUUCAUGUCUUUCGCACAUUCCUGUGUUGUCUGGAAACUGAAAGAACAUGGUCCGGUCUUUUUUGCCCUUUUCUGCAUUAACAACAUGAGGGCAGGUUGAGUGAUAUUUCCCUGGUGCAUUGUCUAUGGAAAUGCUUUGACCAAUCAACUUGCCAACCAGUCAACUUGCCGACCAAUCUGGACGCUUUCCUCAUACAGUGUAAAUUGUUGCCCCCUUUGAAACUUGGCAUUCUUGUAUUUGUCCUGAUGCGUGCAAGACCAGAAGCUCUGACAGUUUCGCCUUUCAGCAAUGCUCGGAGCUCUGUAUGGCCCAAGCAAAUAACUUUGGGCAUUGUUCAGACAAAGCAGACAUCUCUGCUUCUGAUGCCCAUGUUUUAUGUGGCUGCACAGCUCAUGUGCGGAAGCCAACUUCUUUUUACAGGAUUCUGCAGUCUCUUUGGAACCAUCUUACAUUCUGCCUCAAGAAAAGGCAAGAAAUUCUAUUUAAAACAGCAGCAUUAUCACUUGCUUACAAAAACAAAGCAAGUUACCCUUUCACUCGCUCCUUUCAUACUGUUGGCCAUACUUACUUGACCUUUAGGCCUUGGGUUCCUACAAAAAUAACCUCAAAAUCAACCCCCAAUUGAAGAAUGGGAUUGAGAGAGAGAGAGAACUGCGUUUGUAUAUAUUUUCUUGCCAAUCAUCCCAUUGCUCCACAGCAACACUCUUCCCUAUGCCCUCCCAAACAGCUAGAUUUGAGGCUCACAUAAUGAAAGCUACUUUCUGUGCCUUCAAGAAGCACCCCCCUCCCCAGUUGUCUCAUUCGAUAACUCGAUUUGGCAAUGCCUGCUUUGAAAGGGAGUGACCUGCUCUGUGUCCCCUUAAUGAUGCAAGAAAGCUGUUGAAAGUGGUCGUAUGAAAAGGCAAUGUGCAGAUAAAAAGCUACUUGCAGACUGUUCACCCCAGUGCAUGAGAAGCGGGAGAGGCCAGUGGAAAACCGGAAUUAACAGACUUGUCCCAUCAUUCACUGGGGGGGCCAUGGAGGGAGUUGAUUGGUGGUCAAGAGGGGAGAUGGGAGAUAAUUGCUGAGCAAUCCACGACAAGUCAGGAAGAUAUGUCCACAAUAUGAGUUUGAAUGAGAUUCUACAUUUUUCUUCUGUAAUCUUGUCAAGUAGCUGAGCUACUUGCUGCUGCAGUCUUCCUUCACAGCAGAAGGCAUGCAAUAAAUUCUACGAAAAUACCUUUUAUCCAAUCUCUAUAAAUUAUUAAGAAGUCCUCUUCUCUUCAGGUCCAGUCUCCGUGUUAACUUCCCUUGCUCUCAGUAUAUUUGUAGACCCCUUGGAGGUGGGAGGGGGUCACAGUUGUUUCUAUCUGUUGUCAAUUUGUAACACCACAGUUGUGUGCAGCUUCUUUUCAAAGUUCCUCAGAACGGCAUCAGAAUAAAAGGUCAGAUGCCCGAUGAACACAGUUGACCAGUUGCUUUUGACAUCCACUUCAGGAAGUGUUUGAGGCAGUCUAUGUCUCUAGAUGCAAAAAAAAAUAUUGGAAGUCGGUCAAUCUCCCUUGUUUGUAAAAAUAUGAUGAAAUAUUCCCAUUCACUAUGGAUAGAGGAGGGCUGGCGUACCAGUGAUGUCUCCAAAAUAUUGGAAAAUUGGAGGUCUCUUUAUCACCCCUCUCCCACUAGUUACACUCCUUUGUCAGAAUGCCCAUUAACCGGCAAGAUGGCUAUCCCAUUCAACAGAACUAAAAGAACAAAAGCACAGAAUUGAAGUGUAAAACUGUGCUUGAAUAUGAGGGGCUCUGUUCAGUUCUGAGUUCUCAAUGUGUGCUGAAAUAAUUUGGGAAGGAUUUGCACUCCCCAAAUUGGUGGAUCUAGUCAGGACUCCCAGGAAUGGACAGUUCUCCAUAUCUAGCCUGAGAGAGAGAACUGCUUGUGUAUAUAUUUUGUUGCCAAUCAUCCCAGGAUGUUUACACUUUCCUUCUGACUCUUUAGUUCUGUUUUGUGCAGGACACAAUGUAAAGAUAUACCAUUGCAUCUUGCUUUUUUUUAACCUGCUCUGUAAAUUUUACCUUUGUGCGAAAUUUCUGUUUUGAUAUACAAAUAUAUAUAUAGUUCGCUUAGUCGUAUUUUGCCAAAUAUUUCAACAAGUGAUUGGUUUGUGCAUGGUAAUUAGGCAACAUAUCAAUGGCAGAAUAGAAUUUAGAUGCCACUAGUGUUCUGAUGCACAUCAUUUCACACACUGUUGUUGGAGCCCGGCAUAUAUCGCAGUUUGCCAAGUAUUACACUUUAGCCAGUACCAGUUGCAAUAAUAUUUACCCAGUCAAAUCGUCCUGAAAGUGACAAAAAUCAGGCCAAUUUUUUUUCUAGGUUUAAACAGAAAUUAUCAUUUUGGAGGUAAUUUUGUAAAAGCCACAAUUAAUGUCUUGAUUGAAAGCAAUAUUUUUGUAAGUGUGUAUAAAAAAUGGUAGCGGUGUAAAUAUAGAAAUAUGAGAGGAGGGGUGAGCGAUCUGUGUUUGCAAGAUCUGUGACCAUUAGUCUUGUAAAUCUUAUUUUGUAGAUAACAUUUGUUAUUCUUAGUCAUGGGUUUUGAAUGGUUUUAUGAAUAAAUAUUUAAAUGAUCCUCA
Messenger RNA from Rhincodon typus (whale shark), 5589 nucleotides. Its product is annotated as serine/threonine-protein kinase 26. The coding region runs from base 39 to 1379 and encodes 446 amino acids. Gene Ontology annotation, biological process: protein phosphorylation. Gene Ontology annotation, molecular function: protein kinase activity; ATP binding. The transcript is spliced from 11 exons. Lineage: Eukaryota; Metazoa; Chordata; Chondrichthyes; Orectolobiformes; Rhincodontidae. The record is from RefSeq and is a predicted model, not a curated record.